GCCGCUUACUGUCGGAACAAAAAGACUUUGCUUCGCAGGAAAAAGUCGUUCCCUGACCGGGAAUCGAACCCGGGCCGCGGCGGUGAGAGCGCCGAAUCCUAACCACUAGACCACCAGGGACCGAUACCGCCGGCAUGUAAUCAGGUCUUUACUCAUCCCACAGUGUGCUAUUGCAUAUUUAUAAUGAUUUGUCUACAUCUGGAAGUGUAUUACCGACCAACAGCUAAAUCUUUAACUAACUUUGACUGUAUAUUAGCUUUAACUAACGGUCGUCAGCUUUUAUACGGUCCAAGGUAAAGUCGAGCUCGUGGUGAGCUCAUGUUUUUACAGUCCACAUGACACCAGAGGGCGUCGUGAAGGGGCUCGAGCUUCAUUUUGAUACAACGUUAGCUGCUGGAGGAUGCACCCGAGGUAAGUGGACAACGUUAGCCACCUUACUUUCUGUCAGAUGUAGCCCUUGAACGCGUCAUCGUGCUUCAGCGCUGCACGAACAGGAAGAAGAUGACGUCAUAGCGUAGUUUAAAACGGCGGAGGACGGCUGGACCGAGCACAAUCCAGCCCCGCCGUCUCCUCCAGGUUGCUACUGUCCUGUACACAACGUGGCUCGCUAGUUAGCAACUGCUGUUGAACCAGUGUGCGUCCUGGACCUUGUUGUUGAUGUUUGAGUUGUGCUCGCGCGCUCCAACAACGCGCUGUGACGAGCUGUUAGCUAUCUGUGCUCCGUUACUGCUGCGCCUCAGAAAGAGACAUUCAUUGAGCAAGUUGCUGCAGACUGGAAGAUGAAGCUAGACACGUAGGCUACUUCAAGUGUAGCUGUUUUCCUCCUGAGGUUAACAGGCCAUUGGCCAGUGAUAUACCCCUUUAGAUUAACUGCACUGGCCUGAUGUGUGCUCUUAAAUGUGCGCCACAUGCGCGUCGCAUUGCUUGUUGUGUUUGCGUUAAUCUCGCUGCAGCUAGCUGCGGUCUGCAUGUUUACGUCAACAGGAUUUAGCAAAACAAAACGAUGCUUCUCAUUACAGACACACUAUUGUAAUGGAGCUUGGUCGGAUAAUACGCAGGUUACUGUGGUGACAUCAACUAGCAGAUGUUUGUGUGUGUGUGUGUGUGUGUGUGUGUGUGCUCGUGUGUGAUCAUGUUUCAUCCCGUUGGUCAGUCAUUGUCUGCUGGGUAGCCCGACACGCUUUAUUUAUACGAUGCUUUCAUCGCCCUCCCCGUUUAGGUUGAUUAGCCUUCACCAUCAUGUAUUGGGCUGUUUGCAUUUAAUUGAGUUGUGUUGAGUGAUGAUGAUGAGGAGGAGGAGGAGGAGGAGGAGUAAGAGGAGGAGGAGGGCGGGCCUGCUAAUUCCCCUUCGCUUAUUUCCUCCACAGGACAAGGAAGAAGCGUGAGAGGUGAUCUUCCCGAAGUCUGCUGGCUUGGACGCGCUGCGUGGGUGUGUGCGGGUGGAUGUGUUGAUGCGCUCGACUGCCUGCAGAUUUAGGACCCUGGCCUGAUGGAGAAGAGAGACAGGAAGCCGGGGUAUUUUGCCAGGCUGAAGAGGCGGAGACAGCUCAAGCAGAGCCAAUCGGAAAAGAAUAUGACUGAGCAGAACCCGGCUGUCAUUUCCUGUCCAGACGUCCCAAAGGACCAGGACCCCGACAAGAAGACGGACCUGCAGAGAAUUCCAGCGAAGCCACCGGCGGCCUCGGACGAUGGCUGUAACAGUGCCAUUAAGGCAAAGAGGGAGAAGAAGAGACCACCGGGGACAACGGAGUUCAUUGUGGGACCUGACGACUCCCUCAGCAGCAUCGCGCUCAAGUUCAACGUCACCCCCAACAAACUGGUCCAGCUGAACAAGCUCUUCUCUCGCAGCAUCUACCCCGGUCAGAAGCUGUUCGUCCCCGAUGUGAGCCGGUCAGAAGCUGACCUCCAGUCUCAGGGUUCCUCUGAUCCCUCAGUCACAAACGGCGUAUCGGAGAAAGACUCGCAUGGCGGCGUGCCAAACUGCUCGUUAACAAAGUCCCUCCGGCGUGAACUCUCCCCGAACUCGGAGGACGAGAGCCCGGCAACAGUUAAAUUCAUCAAGAUGAGCUGCAAAUAUUUCACUGACGGCAUGGGAGUGGUGGGCGGCGUGCUGAUCGUGACCCCCAACAACAUCAUGUUUGACCCCCACAAGUCCGACCCCCUGGUGAUCGAGCACGGCUGCGAAGAGUACGGCCUGAUCUGCCCCAUGGAGGAGGUCGUCUCCGUGGCGCUGUACGACGACGUGUCGCGCAUGAAGCUCAAAGACGCCCUGCCAUCAGACCUACCCCAGGAUUUAUGUCCUGUGUACAGGCCCGGCGAGUGGGAGCAACUGCCAUCAGAGCGCGAUCUGAACCCCUUUAGCCGCUAUGAAGCUCUUAAUCCAAAGCGACCAAUCGUGUUGGAUGACAUCGACUCCACCCUCUCAGAAACCGCGAGCACAGAGAGCGAGCAGACGGAGAAGUCUCCGUCAGACGAAGGAUUCACAGAUUUGGAGCCAACUGUCAACGGGAGCACUGGCGAAGCCGAGGGGACGUCCACCAAAACACCCGGCAUCGGCCGCAGGGACCAACUGGACCGAGCACCAGAACCAGACCUUCGAGACAAGACGGUUCUGAGUCAAACUAAAGGUAAACUUGAUGAGGAAGAGGAUGAGGGCGUCGCUCAAAACGGCUCCGUUGAGGAAGGCGAGACGAUACGGUUCUCUUCAGAGACUGAAAAACAGUCCGACUCGUGUGAUGGACCUACAAGCCGAGAGGAAACCAAAGAUAUGAAACCUAGAGGGGCCGGCGAGCUGCUAAAUGGUGCACGUGAUGAAAUGAUCGACGCACCAGUCGACCAAAGCAGGAAAUUAAGUCUCAACGAGGCUCCUGGGAUUCUUGGAGACUCGAAUCCGGAGAAACGUAGCCCAGACCGACCAGCAGGGGAAGCUGAACUGAGUGAGGAGGAGAGACGGAAGAAAAGCUACAAGGCAGAAGUGAAGUCAUGGCUGCUGGAGAGGAUGCAGGCUCCAAUAGAAGACAUGCUUUGCUCAUCAGAGGAGAAGAGUAAAAUCCCACCUAUGUUCCUGUGCUUCAAAGUGGGAAAGCCAAUGAGGAAGUCCUUCGCCACCGGGAGGACCUCUAGUCCCGCCCACUCAUUUGGGGGGCGGGGCAAACAGCCGGAGUACUGGUUUGCUGUGCCACAAGAAAGGGUGGACCACCUGUAUGGGUUUUUCGUCCAGUGGUCCCCAGAUGUGUACGGGAGGGAGGCUCGAGAGCAGGGCUUUGUUGUGGUGGAGAAGGAUGAGCUGGACAUGAUUGACAACUUCUUCAGUGACCCUGCAUCUUGCAGCUGGGAGAUCAUCACCAUUGAUGAGGCCAAGCGGCGGCAGAGUUUCAGCAGCUGUGACGGAGAAUUGUCAUUGGACGCUCUGCCCAUACUCCGAGACGCCAGUGAUCUGCUGCAGGACGAGCACACCGAGAAGCUUGCCAGUCGCUUGCCAGCGCGGGUGCAGAUUUACCCCUGGAGGCUGGCCUACAGCACGGUGAGACACGGGACCAGCCUGAAGACCCUGUACAGGAGCCUGGCAGACGUGGACAGUCCCGUGCUGAUGGUCAUCAAGGAUAUGGAUAACCAGAUAUUCGGGGCUUUCUCGACUCAUCCCUUCAGAGUGAGCGAGCACUGCUACGGCACGGGGGAGACGUUCCUCUACAGCUUCUGUCCUGAGAUCAAGGUGUUCCGCUGGACGGGGGAGAAUUCUUACUUUGUGAAGGGCAACACGGAUUCUCUCCAGAUGGGAGGAGGAGGUGGUCAGCUGGGUCUGUGGCUGGACGCCGAGCUGUACCGAGGAACCACCACCAAAUGUGCCACCUUCAACAACCAGCCUCUCUCUGUGCAGCAAGACUUCAACAUCCACAGUGUGGAGGUGUGGACCUUUGAGUAGCCUCACCUGCUCCUCCUGCAUUCACCCUCCGCUUCAAACACACACACACACCCCAGGUCUAUUACGCACCGCAUGGAGGCGAACCCAGCUACCCCACGUUGACUCUAAAUGUUCUGUGAGAGAAGAGAGUGCGGUUGUUACGCUGACUGGAAACGGAGCGGUCUCCAGUUGGCUGCUUUGAGGUAGGUUUGGUAGGCCGACCCUGUCGUGUCCGGGUCCUCCUCCCGUCAGAGGAGGAAGAAGUGUGAUAAAAUGUGGUUGCUCUCAGUUCAUUAGCUGCCUUAGAUACCCGCCGAUGCCUCCAGCUUUCCCAGCAUGCAAAGGGAGAAGAAGAAGGCUGCUGAUGUUACAGUUGAGGUUGUCCCAAAAUGAUUUUAAGUUUAUAUGAAAGAACAAGGUAUCCCAUUAAUGCAUUUUGGUUAAUUUGGGCAGAAAUAAUGAUGUAAUUGGUAUCGUUGGGAAUGUAAAGGGAAGUUUGGAAUAUUUUUUAAUUUCAUUUUUACAAUCCAAUUCAUUUCAAACUUGAAGGAAGAAUUUUUCUUUGGGAUCCUCCACCAUUACAGAAGCUUUCAGCGAGGGAAAUCUUGUAAUUGUUUACAAUGGAGGUCCUGCACUUCCUCCGAGGGCCGUCUUGUUCUUGCCCUCUUAUUGUGUUCGUAUUGGACUGAAUGAGAACGUUCCAUUGUAUUCCCUCACAACGACAUUUAGUGUUUUAUUUCCCCCGUAUAAUCUAAAACAAGUGCUAAAGUCAGGUUUGCAAUGACCAAAUAUGUUGUAUUAGAACCUCACAAUUGUUGUGAGGUCAUUAUAUUUUAGGUUAUUUCAUUUUUACAUUUAGUUUUUUUUUUUAUAAAGAAUACUCAGUUGUUGUUGUUUUCUUUUUAAAUGGUUGUACUUUUAUAGAAGUUUUGUUCAAUGUUUCUGAUUGGACCCAAUAAGCACUAUUGAUGACUGUUUGUCAGUAUUGAAUUCAUAUCUCACGUCGGCUGAUUUUUAUCUCUUUAUUUUCAUCUGUGUUCGAUAUUGUUCAGAGAGCCAGGAAAAGUUUAACGUGACAUCCCUUUGCACUACAGGAUUAAUCGACAGUCAAUGCUGCGUUGUGGCCCGACGCAAUCGUCCAUUGAUUCAAUUUUAAAUUGUUACUGAUUUGUUAUUGGAUCACCACUACAGAAGGGAGGAGCUUCCUGUCCAACCACAUGCCUCUGCUUAAAAACAUGGGCGUAAAGGGGACGGUUUCUUUACACUCUGGUAUGCCACUAACUAAGAAUUCAGAUUUACUAACACGGAAAAUAAAUGUUCAUUUAUAUCUUGUGUAUCUGAUACAGGCUUGUAGUGCAUGAAUAUGCGAUAUUGCAAGACUGCAUGUGUGACACCACUGUUAUGAUACCUGCCAUACUAUUCAGUAAUACCAGUUAUCGCUUCAUGUGAAAAUGAGCUUUUCUGUCUUGUAACUGUGAAUGCUCCCCGAGUAUUAUUUCUUGUGAAUCCAAAACUGCUGUGAUAUCACCACGGAUCUAUUUAUUGUGUGGUUAUAGCAAAUGCAUUUAAACCUGAAUAAAUGUUAAACGUAUAAAAUAA
Molecule: messenger RNA, 5500 nt
Organism: Pseudoliparis swirei
Lineage: Eukaryota; Metazoa; Chordata; Actinopteri; Perciformes; Liparidae
Gene: ncoa7b
Product: nuclear receptor coactivator 7
Exons: 16
Coding region: 1490-3922 (810 amino acids)
Biological process (GO): response to oxidative stress; regulation of transcription by RNA polymerase II
Cellular component (GO): nucleus
Source: RefSeq, a predicted model, not a curated record